AUCAUCAUCAUCAUUAUUAUUCGCUUUAGCUAUGCAAGUUUAAAAUGAAUGCGAUACUUUGGGAUUAUUAUUAAGAAGGCUUUCGAUUUUAAUAAAAAUGAUAUUUAUGAUCUAAAAAUUAUUAUUACUAUUAUUAUUAUUAUCAAUUUUUUUUUAUCAGCGCCUUAGAUUUUGAAUUUCAAUCUUCAAAUACAAAACACUCAGUUCUGAGUCUUUUUCUCCUUUAAGGGAGAGCCACUAGGUUAUAUCAAGUUGUCGCAAGUUGAAGCAUUGAGACAACAGGAAACUGGGGGGGAGGGGGAUACAUUCUCGUAUGCAGGGUACAUAUCCGCAAUCUCUUCUUAGCUGGGAGGGGGGAGUUCGAGCUCACUCUGAUUCAGCCGGAAACGUUUUGUUGAUAACGUGACGUCACGUUAACAACAAAACGUUUCCGGCUGAAUCUUGUAAGUGUAAGCACAGAUGUCAGCUUAUCGAGAAGUCUUCACCCGUCUUUUGUGAGCUUUCUUAGAUAUUAAGUGCAACAAAGAACUCUUUAAUCUUUGAUAGAGAUGAAAUGGUAAUUAUGUUUGUGUAAUUUACUAAACUAACUGAUUGGGAGGCUGUUUUAUCAGUGAAUGAGGGUGUUGUUAUUGCGUGUUCAAUACACAAUGAAUUGAAUAGUUAAAAUACCUUCCUGACAGUUUUACUAUCUGUAUUUGCUUGUUUUGAACAAAUUACUUUUGUUUCAAAUCUUAUUCUUUUAUUGAAAGAUUACCAAAAAUAGCUUAGCGAGGAAAUAUCAUUUAAUGAUUAAACAUAAUCCAAUGUCAGGUUUCACAGUAAAUACUCUAGAAAUUGUUUUUCAUGGAUUCCUUUCAAAACCAUAUGUAAAUGACAGAGGCACCCAUUCUCGGACUUCCGUCCUCGAAUAAAAGCAAUCGAAAGCCGUGGCUAAUGGAUCUCUGUUUGUCGUGCUGUUGGAGGUACUUGCAGCGAAACCGAAUAGAUGAACACAUCUCUGAAAUCCAGACAAGAAAAAUAUCUUCAAUGGAUGACAAUGUGGGACAAGCACUUUCUUACAUAUCACUAGGCGAUCAGGAUCUUAGAAAACAGCGAACCGAAGAAGCUGUUAUCCAUUUCUGUAAGGCGUACGCUUUGGAGCCUGGUCUAGUGAAGGAUCACCUGGUCGCUUUGCCACCAAAUACUUUACAUACUGUUCUUUGUACCUUAGAGGAUUGGUGUAUAUGUGGAGAUGACUCUGGAAGUUUAUUAAAUUCAGGUCUUACAGUUUCUCUUGGUCAAAUUUGUGAUCUCAUUACCUCUAACGGCUUACGCCCGGACAGCCGUGUAGCAUGGUCCACUAAACUUCGAGUGCAGAUGCGGAGCAAAAAAUUUUUUGAUGCCGUAACGACGUGUGUCGAUGCCUUGAAGAUAUUUUCAAAUCAUAGCGACGUAGUUUUCUUUCUAGUCAAUCGCGCCAUGGCCUACCUUCUCCUGAAGGAAAAGAAGUUUGCAGUACAGGAUAUGAUUGCUGCGUGUGACAAAGAUUUUAACGCUGGUUUAACUUGCAUUAAGGAAACUGGGGUGAAACUGCUUCCAUCUAUUUUAGAAGCGCUCUAUGACGUCAUCGCUACACUUGCUCAAAAGGCAAAAAACUUCUGCGAGGAGGAGAGAUUCUUGUUGAUCAAAAUUGACCGUAUCGUUGUUGGGUUAAAUCCCGAAGAUUCGUCAACUAUCGGCGACUGCGCAAGUCACAUGAUCAAACUAAAUCAACACAAGCAAGCCGUGGUCCUUUUGUCUGAUGGACUGGAUCACGUGACAUCAUUAGGGAAAAGAGAGACACCAGAAGUGGUGGAGCUGUUGCUUCAAAGAGCGCAGUGCUACUUAGCCCUGGGGCAGACUGAAUCUGCUUUGAAUGAUUAUCUUUGCGCGGCUGCCAUCGAUGAGGAUAUCACGCAGAUUACAAUACUUUCUUUACCCCACCAACAACUAGAUAACAUCACUGCUCUUGCUAAAAAAAUCGCAUCGGAGGUCUUGACCCAUUUUCGCCUUAAAGUUAGACUGAAUAACCCAUGUGCUGUAGAUGCCAAAAAUACCGCUGACAUCCUGGACAGAGCAGCGCAAAUGUAUAGGAUGUUGUAUAUUCUGGACAAUAACAACGUCGAUGCGUUAAUUAAUGCUGCGGAGUGCUUAAAGCUUCAAGACAAAGAUACCGCUGCAAUCAGCACGCUUGACUUAAUACUUACACUCCGCCCAAUGUGUUCCAAAGCUUAUUAUACUCGGGCAUUUUGUCACAUGAAAACCGCUGACUUGAGUAACGCCUUUGCAGACUUCGACAUGACCCUCGACAUCCAGCCGAGUUUUGUUCAAGCGCUUUGUGGCCGCGCUUUCGUUUGGCUCAUGAGUGGAGAUUUUGGCAAGGCAGCCAAAGAUCUGACAGCGGCAAGUGGGAUCUCUAUUAGUGCCACAGUCACCUGGAUAACAGAAUUACCGGACUGUGAACAGGAAACACUGAAGAAUCAAAUCAAGGAAUACUUAGUAACGACCUCUAAGAAACACUCACAGAGUCGUGGCUCGUGCGAGGAUGACUCGCUUGUCACUCUAGGAAACGUGUUGACGCGCGCGUUUCCCACGGACUUCGAGUGUCAUCAUGUGUUUGUGGAGAUAUUACAGUCGCUGUGUAAGAUGGAUGAAGCGCAAGCAAUUCUGGUUCGCUUAAUUACACACAAUCCCGAUGACUAUUUAGCAACGCUACAUCUUGCUGUGUUGAAAAUGAGACGAAACAGAACGGCUGAUGCACUAGAAGACAUCUGCACUCUUCUGAAAACGAUAGGCGAGGAGAAACUUGCGAGUGCAAUGUUGAGAUUAACGGAUAAAGAUCGCGCGCGUCUGACGCGCGAGUCGCAUUGCGAGGGAGUACAGAGAUUAAACACUCACCCAGGCGACGCUACAAUAGAAGGAUAUUUUUCCGUGGCCAUUGCUGCCUCCCCAAACAAAGCCUUGGAGUCGUACGUGUGGCGUGCGAAGUGUAGAAUCUCGAAGGAUCAACUCGAUUUGGCCAUCGCAGACUUAAAUUCAGCGCUUGUUAAAAAACCUAAUCAUGUUGAAGUGCUCUGUUUGCGAGGUCACCUCUUCAUCCUGAAAAAGAACCGAAAAGCGAGCUACAAUGACUUACUACUGGCGUUACUUCUCAAUUCUCAAGCACUCAAGACUUUCGUCCUUUCACUUCCUGAAAAUCAGAAGAAUCUUGUUAUGGGAACCCUUGAAGAUUGUGUCCAAAUGCUCUUCUCUCAUUACCUAACACAAGGUUUCCGUUCCAAAUUUAUAUUGAGGCUGUGUGAUUUAUUGGUUCAAAUAAACAAUGAUGUGGCGUCUUACCACAGCCUGUAUGCCGACGGGCUGAUAAUCUUUGAAGAUUACCGAAAAGCCAUUGAGGAGCUCGACAUCACCAAACGACUCUGUCCCGAAGAUGUAUCGAUACUCAGCCGAAGUGGACUCGUCCAUAUGAAACUCAAUGAAGUUGAAAUUUCGGCAGCAAAGUUUCGAGAACUGGCCGACGUGGAUCUGGAAGCCUUGAACUUCGCGGCUAAAACUUUAAAUCAGGAGCAAAGGGAAAUCCUGUGUAAAGAAGCCAUGGAUAAAGCAAACUAUCAUACUAACGUAAAUCAAAAUGACAAUGCCCUGGGAUUCUUCACGGUUGCCGCAGCCGCUACGUGUGAAGGUCAACUGAAGGAAAUCUUGCGCAUGCGUUCUAAAUGUUUUGAAAGGCUCAGGCGAUUUCCAGAAGCCAUCGAAGACAUGACGUCAGUUAUACGAUCGGGCGUACCAAUCGUCGGCGAUCUUGUAGCACGCGGUAAUCUUCACCUGCUUAAUGAGAAUUACAAUGGCGCAAGUAAGGACUUUCUUGUUGCUAUGGAAGCACAAGAGCUAACAGCUAUGACACUUAUUUCGUCCUAUCCCGGGAGAGAAGUGGCGAUCAAAACUUUUCUCAAAACUGCCUCAGCUGAUCUUGAUCGGAAAAAGUUCGCAGAUGGACUCAGGGUUUGCCUGAACGGGCUGAAGUUUGAUCCAAACAAUGCUGAGCUGAAAACACUGAAGCGAAAGUUUGAAUUUGGUUUGAACAACAAGUGUUUCAUCCAAUGAAAAGAGGCCAGAUAGUUUUUUUCAUGGAGAUUUCCAGUCACGGAAUGUCCUGAGAGAAUAAGUUAAAUUCAAUGUGUGUUGAAUUGGAAAUACGAGAUUGUUUUUCCUUCUUUGUUUUCUGGAAAAAGUUUGCCAUACUAGAAAAUGUUUGUUUAGUUCUUUCUUGACGCUUCAAAGGGAAUAGUAAGUGUUUCAACUUGAGAAAUGAAUGAAUAUCAGAUAGAUUGUGACAUGGAAACAUUGAAGUAUGUAGUUUGCAUUGCGUUGAGUUUUCCUCGUGCAACUUGCUUGAGUCGUGCGAUUCAUUUUGAAAUUACCCCGUGUGAUGAAGUUACAUAAGAAAUGCUGAAGCUUACGAGACAAAGAUACGUUCACUGAACAUUCACCUUAUCAUGGUCCCAAAUAUCGAUAUAACUUUCAUGUUUUUUUUUUUAUUUUCCUUGUGUUGUUUUCUAGAGUUUAUGAUUCAA
This is a messenger RNA of Stylophora pistillata, 4592 nucleotides long. RefSeq lists its product as uncharacterized. NCBI's taxonomy places the organism in Eukaryota, Metazoa, Cnidaria, Anthozoa, Scleractinia, Pocilloporidae. Gene Ontology annotation, molecular function: protein binding. The record is from RefSeq and is a predicted model, not a curated record.